Molecule: messenger RNA, 543 nt
Organism: Pelobates cultripes (western spadefoot toad)
Lineage: Eukaryota; Metazoa; Chordata; Amphibia; Anura; Pelobatidae
Source: the annotation of a GenBank genome assembly
AUGGCGGACGCAUUGGACCCUGCUCAACAGGCCAUGUGGCAGCGACAGCCCACCCUGUCAGGCACGAACGAUGCUGUCAAAGACACCAUUGGUGAUAUCUUCGACCGCUUCUGGGCAAAGCUGCUCGCGCGCCUACAACCAGCGACGACUACCCGCGUACCACCAGCACAGGACACAGCCUGUGGCGAGAGGAGGCCGGGGACAUUUCUUCAGGGCACACUACUUACCCAAGAUACAGACUCCAGCACUAAUGGCCCUCCUGGGCAGAGAGCAACAGGGGGUGCACCCCAUAGGUGCCGGCCACACCGGCAGAGGACGGUAAAACAAAAGCCACAGCGACCUACGAUCAAGGCCCGCCGCACCAUUGCGACAGGGACGACCCUGGGCCGCAAAGGAACCCGGGCUCGUGGCAAGCAGGUACCAGCUCUUCUACAUCUCCGGGGCAGAAGAGUAGCCUUGCCUCCAAGACGCCAUGAGGCCCCCCAGAGAGCGUCAGAGCUCAUGGCUCGCUGCAACUGUACAUCGCAAAACACCGGGGACUGA